AUAUCUUCAUUACCUCAAUAAACAAAUGGUUGGCCUGUUAAAAUACUGCUAAGACUUGCGUUAACUUGUUUAAAAAUCUAUGGUGAAAAUGCUCUCAGCAAAUUGUUUUUAAAUUUUUAAUCGUCUUUUUUAUGGGACAUAACGGGAACUGUUUGAAACUGACACCCAGGAUAUACAUUAUCCCUAAAGGCGAAGAAAGCUAGGUGAUAAAUUAUCUUUGGUUGACUCUUUCCACAAUUUUGUUUCUCAGCAGUUUUAGGCCACACGAUUCUUGAAGAGUACAGCUGUGGACAGGAAGACAUCGAGUACAACGUGACUCUCAGAGGAGGCCAGUUCGCAGGCAUUUUCAGAGACCGGGGACCAGUGAAGAACAUGCAGGAGUGCAUGCACAUGUGCUGUAAUACUAAAAACUGUGACGUGGCCAUGAUGCACGGGCCAAAGUGUUUUAGCGUGCGCUGUUUAAAUUAUUCUGUUUGUGAGACGAUUCCCGCGGAUGAUGAAGAUAUUGACAUGCAGAUUGCACAUAUGACGACUAAAGGAACAGGACAAUUGACCAAAGCCUUGGUAAACGACAGUACAGACAGUUAUGAUCCCGAGGCCAAGUGUCCUCACAACGAGAUCAUGUAUAACGUGAAACUAAUGGGCGGAUUAAAAGCGGGAAAAUUCACCGACAUUGGCAAAGUAAAGAGUAUUAAGACUUGCAUCAGAUAUUGCUGUGAGGCCAAAGUGCAGCCCUGCGACCUGGCCUUCAUGCUAUCUGAUCGCUGCUAUCUGGUGAAAUGCUUCUCAGAAGAUAGAUGCCAGGCUAUCCCAGCGGCUGCUAUUGACCAUUCGUUUAAACAGAAAAUGGCGUUCGUGGCGCCAUGGCUAUACGAAAAGAACAAGAAAGUUGUGAAAAUUCCUUCGGGCCAGUCCCCUCAUCACUUACAGUGCAUUCAAAGUAGACGUUACACAAAAUCCCAGCUACUUGAUGGGCAAGACGCAGGGCUCUUCACAGACGUGGGCCGAGUGGCGAACCCUCAAAUAUGUACCCGACUGUGCUGCGAAGACCCUUCCUGUGAUUUAGCUUACAUGUUUGGUCGCACGUGCUUUCUUGUAAAGUGCUACAGCGAGAGGAGCUGUCGGACCAUCCCUGAUGAGGAGGCUGUGCGUAACGACACUAAUUUUGACAGAUCUACUCAAUACAUCAUUAAGCGGAAGUUUGGUGUUCGCCUCAGAGAUGACGGAACCCCAGUUGUGAGGACUGAGACAAACAAAGAAGAAAUUUGUCGUUUGGAUGGUGAGAUAAGAAACAAAACAAUACUGCAGGCCGGUAUGGUUUCUGGUAAGCUCACUCACCACAAAGGUGUCAAGGACAUUACGUCAUGCAUCAAGCGAUGCUGCGCACAGGAGCAGUGUCACGUGGCAAUGAUGAUGGCAGACAAAUGCUAUUCUGUGUUCUGCACAAAUGAGCAAUACUGCCAGCCCAAGCCAGCACCAAUGGAGACGCACCACACAAACCCUACAGUGGCUUAUGUAAAAAGAGGAGAGAUAAGUUUUGCGCCCAAACCAAGGUCUGUGAUGCCACUAAUUGAAAGAUUUCACCCUAACUUUGAGCAAGCUGUGGAAGAAGAAUACGUAGAGGCUGAUGAUAAUGACGCAAAUGCUAGCAACGCUGGCAAUGGAGACGAGGCCCAACAAAACAGUUUGCAGAGUGACCCAGGAGAAGAUAAUAACGGCGUACAAAUGGAGGAAAGUGGUGAAAAUAGAGAAAAUGAAAAUGACCAAAGUGGGAGUGCAAACAGUGGAGAUGAUAGUGACGAUAGUGGGUCUGGGGACAUAAGUGGCGACGCCGUCGAAGGAGAACAAAGCGAGGAUCAGUUAAGUGGAGAGAGUGGAACCGAGGACAGCGGCGAAAGUGGAGAUGAAGACAACAGCGGGGAAAGUGCAGAUGAAGAAAGCGGGGAUGGAGACGAGGAUUCAGAAGAUGAACAACAAGGAUUUUCACAAAUUAGAAAUGCUCCAAGCAACCAAGGCGCUCUUUCUAACUAGUGAUACUUUAUUGAUAGACUAGUUGUUUUAGGUACAAAUAGGGCUCCUUUAGGAAUUCACCGUUGAAAAUUAACGCUUUUUUUUUCGCUGAAGUCGUAUUGUUACUAUCAGCUCAUCCUUUUUUUGAGCAAACCCGACGACCUAACCUGGAACGAUCGAUGUCUCUUGGGUUGCAUUUGGAUUUUGUUAGCUUGUUCUACCGUAUGUGCUCUGCCUAGGAUACUUAACGACAGAAAAUGUUACCGACUGUACUAUCGAACUCGGAACGAGUUUUAAUGGUUACAACUGUGUAAUUGAACGUGUAUUUUCCAUUUUCCAAUUCCCCAUAAUUCACUCUGUUUGUCCCGCAAAUUUUGCAUCAACUGUUGUUGUGAAAUACUCCUGGGUGUCUGCAUUUUCCCAAAAGCAUUUCACAGCAAUAAUUUGUGCAAUUUUGGGGGAACAAACAGAGUGAACAAUGGGGAAUUGAAAAACAGAGAAUUUACCAAUUUUCAAGAGGUUUUCUAAGUACAAUCAAAAUCUCCUGAUUUUACCAUUUUUUCACGAAGGGAAUACGGCUAAUUCAGUACCACAAAAAGCAGCCCAAAAUGAAACAGUGUAUCUUUUACACUUCGAUGUAGCUACGACAAGUGGCCGUGAUCCAGAAAUAAUUACGGUUAACAACAUGUUUUGUAAUGGAACUGAAAAUUGUGAAUAAACAGAACGUUUUUGUAGAUAUUGUAAAA
Orbicella faveolata is the source of this 2756-nucleotide messenger RNA. RefSeq lists its product as uncharacterized. Gene Ontology annotation, cellular component: cytoplasmic vesicle; membrane. Gene Ontology annotation, biological process: neuron migration. The record is from RefSeq and is a predicted model, not a curated record. Lineage: Eukaryota; Metazoa; Cnidaria; Anthozoa; Scleractinia; Merulinidae.